AUGGCUAACCCACCCUUAGUUCGUCCAUGGUCCCGCUUGGCCUCCUUGCGUGUUCCUCCUGCUCCUCCUGAGUCACACUCUCAAAACACUUCCUCUCUAGACAACAAUGCUAGUGUCACAAAAUCUCCACCAAGAACAACACCAUCUAUUCAGAGUCCAAUGCAGUCACAAAAACUCAAACUCACCCCAUCACCCUCUCCUCUCACCUUGCCACCAUACAAGUUGAAUGCUAAACCUGAGGUUGAGCCUAAGAUAAUGAUGGAAGAAGAGCCAAAAACCAUGCUGGUUAAGAAGACCAUUGAAAAGCCUAAUGUCAAUGGCAAUGGUGCAUUGCAUAAGGGAUCGAAUGAGACCCAAAAGCUAGAAGGCUUUGACCAUCAUGAAAAACAGGUGACAACCGAGGAAAAUGAAAUGAAGUGGAAAGGUAUACACAAAAAGGUUUCGGAUUCUGAUGACUCUGGCAUAAGGGUGUUAACACUUGCAGGGGAAAACAAAGGUGCUUACAUGCAAAUAAUCCAUUCCCGAAAGAAACCAAACUAUCUUCACAAGAUGGGGAAUUCAAAUAUGAAGAAGGCCUAUGAUUAUGAAUCAGAGAAUUCUGCUAAUACUGAAGAAGGGAAAGCAAAUAGAAAGGACAAGAGUUUGAAACUAAGAACACUAUCUUUACCUCCAAAGACUAGUGUAUACAUUAACAGCAAUGUGCAGUGUGUCAACAACUCAUUGGUAUUCAACGCUUCUUGCACUUAUCAUGAUCCAGGAGUGCACCUUACUCUCUCGAAGAAGCCACUCGGUGAAGGUCUCCAUCUCAAGGAACAUUUUGAUCAAGUUUGA
Gastrolobium bilobum is the source of this 831-nucleotide messenger RNA. RefSeq lists its product as uncharacterized. The transcript has a single exon. NCBI's taxonomy places the organism in Eukaryota, Viridiplantae, Streptophyta, Magnoliopsida, Fabales, Fabaceae. Bases 1 to 831 code for a protein of 276 amino acids. The record is from RefSeq and is a predicted model, not a curated record.